AUGACUAUGAAGGAGUACAUCAAGUAUGUUGAAUGGCAUAAAGACCAGCUCAACUAUGAUAAGCAGAUGGUUGAGGUGCCGGGGACGAAGAGGCCAGGGCAGACAGGCCACUACCGGACAGCUCAAUAUCCCUUGAUCACCCUCCAGACACCCAACAUGUUCACCACUCUGGAUGAGAUGUUCGAGGAGGGUCUAAGAGUUUCGGCGAACAGCCCUUGCCUUGGCCAUCGUCCCCUCGUCUCCGCUAAGCCUCUUCAGUAUGCCGAUCACUAUGUGUGGCAGUCAUAUGCCACCGUGGAUGCUCGUAAACGUGCGCUUGGUAGUGGUCUCCAUAAGUUGUUCCGAGAUGGUGUUCUCGGGGGCGGAGAGUACGAAACGGUUGGGAUUUGGAGUCGUAAUACUCCUGAGUGGCAGAUAGUUGAUUUUUGUGCGCAUGCAUAUCAGAAAGUCAGCGUUGGGCUCUACGAUACGCUCGGGAAAGAUGCACUUGAAUAUAUUAUUAAUCAUGCGGAGAUUUCCGUCGUUUUUGUGACUCUGGAUCAUAUCCCCUUCUUGCUGCAGCUUGGGCCAAAGGUGCCGACGUUGAGGAUGAUCGUAGUCAUGGAUAGUAUCUCGCCCGAAAGCAGGAAGAUACUUGGUGCUUGGGGUCAAGAAAGGAACAUUAUCGUAAGGGAUAUUCUCGAAGUGGAGGAGCUCGGUGCCCAAAAUCCAAUGGAUCCAGUUCGUGCAACCCCAGACCAGCUUGCAACUAUUUGCUAUACCUCUGGCACAACGGGGAACCCCAAAGGUGUCAUGUUGACCCACGGAAAUCUUGCCAUUGCCGCGCAGGGCCAUCUAUGCUCACAGGAGUCGGGGAAAUAUGCCAAGGGCAGACGUGCCAUUUCAUAUCUGCCACUGGCACAUAUUUUCGAGCGAACAAUGUCCCUGGUCAUAGUCGCAAUGGGUGGGGCCAUCGGUUUCUCCACAGGAGACCCUUUGCGAUUAUUGGAAGACGUUCAAGUACUAAAGCCUCAUUUCAUGUCCGCAGUGCCCAGAGUAUUGAACAGGAUAUACCAAGCCGCUAUGAUUGCAUCAACAGCGCCUGGGCUGAAGGGUGCACUAUUCAACCGAGCAGUGAGUGCGAAGUUGGAGAGACUGCAUACGACUGGAGAGCGUAAACACGCCAUCUGGGACCGUCUUGUCUUCAGCAAGGUCGCAGCCGCGCUUGGUGGUCACGUAGAUCUCCUUGCUGUGGGAUCUGCGCCCAUUAGUCCAGCCGUCAUGGACUUCAUUAGAAUUGCGCUACUUUGCGACGUGCUCGAAGGUUAUGGGAUGACCGAGAAUUGUGGCACUUGUACUCACGUCUGGUAUGCGGAUCCUUCAUCGUCUGGGACAGUUGGCCCGGUGACUCCAAACACCGAAAUCAAACUCGUUGAUGUUCCCUCGAUGGGUUACACGGCGGAGGACAAGCCUUUCCCUCGAGGAGAGAUCGUCAUGCGCGGUGACCACUGUUUCAAGCGUUAUUACAAGGACGAGAAGAAUACGAGAGCAACGAUUGACGAGGAAGGUUGGGUGCACACAGGCGACGUCGGCCUUUUCGACGAGCAUCUACGCGUCAAGAUCAUUGACCGUGUCAAGAAUAUAAUGAAGCUCGCUCAGGGCGAAUACGUCGCGCUCGAGAACAUCGAGAAUGUCUACAGCUCAUGUCCACUGGUUGCCCAAUUGUUCGUCCAUGGCGACUCCCUCCAGUCGUAUCUGGUGGCCGUAGUCGUUCCUGAUCCUGCCCAGCUCUCGUUCCUCGUGUCCCGAUUGCUGGGUCGGCGCAUAGAUCCCGAGGACAUCUCAGCCCUAGCAACGGCAGUGGACGAUCCUCGUGUGCAAUCUGCCAUCCUGUCAGAAAUGACGGAAGAGGCUAGGACCAACAAGCUCAAAGGGUUCGAGAUGAUCAAGCGGAUACAUGCGACCCUCGACGCGUUCACGGUGGACAACGGGUGUCUCACGCCGACGCUGAAGGUCCGCCGCCCUCAGACGUACGAGAAGUUCAAGGACGUGUUGGACGCGCUCUACGAGCUUCCCGAGCUGUCGUCGUCGAAGCUUUAG
Sparassis crispa is the source of this 2079-nucleotide messenger RNA. Its product is annotated as Long-chain-fatty-acid--CoA ligase 2. The record is from RefSeq and is a predicted model, not a curated record. Lineage: Eukaryota; Fungi; Basidiomycota; Agaricomycetes; Polyporales; Sparassidaceae. Gene Ontology annotation, cellular component: membrane; endoplasmic reticulum. Gene Ontology annotation, biological process: long-chain fatty acid metabolic process. Gene Ontology annotation, molecular function: long-chain fatty acid-CoA ligase activity. Bases 1 to 2079 code for a protein of 692 amino acids. The transcript is spliced from 16 exons.